Molecule: messenger RNA, 879 nt
Organism: Rotaria sp. Silwood1
Lineage: Eukaryota; Metazoa; Rotifera; Eurotatoria; Philodinida; Philodinidae
Source: the annotation of a GenBank genome assembly
AUGAAUACAAGUUAUGCUUUAAAUUCAACACCAAAAACAAUCAAUCAAAGUAAGUAUAUUGAAUCAUUAAUGGAUUUUUCUACACCAAUGAGUACAAUAUCAAAUCGUUGGAUAAGUAAUACAACACUAAUCAACGAUAAAAUCAUUCAUAUUCAGAAUAAUACUAAUAAUGAAACAAUCAUUGAACAACUUUUAAACAAAUUUAAUGAAUGUAAAAUUAAUUUUCAUCAUACAAAAAAUUAUUUAAAUUUACUUGAUAGCCAUUUAUGUGAAGUAAAAACAGUUCUAAAUCAAUUACAAAAUUUAUUAGAACAAAAUUCUUCACUUAAAACAACUACAGAUCAAUUAGAAACUCGUUUAUUACAAAUAUCCAUUAAACGAGAACAAAUUCAUACAUCAAUAAAUAAUUUUUAUCUAUCACCAACCAUAAAUCAAACACUUAACAAUAGUUUUCAACAGAUUUUACCACGUUCAUCGAACAUAGGAAUAUCAACAGAUCCAAUGAUGUAUUGUACUGAACUAAUUAAUGCUGUAAAAUCAAGUAUAAAUCAAAGAACAAAUUUAAUCGAACGUUUUUAUCAUGAACAAAAUCGAAUAAAACAUCAAACUAAUGAUUAUUAUUCAAGAUUUCAACAACGACAAGAAUUCCUUAUGCAAUUAGUUGAGAAAAUUAUUGACCAACAAAAAAUAAAUGAAAAAUAUAUUGAAACAAUAAAUAUUGAUCAACCACAAUUUGAUAAUCACAGAGAACAAUUAGCUGAAUUGAAUAAACUUAAUGAAGAAUAUCAAUUACUUCAAGAUGAAAAUCUAUUAUUAAAACAUAAAGCAAAAGACAAUAUUCAAAAACUUUACAAUUCUAUUAAUCAAGUUACAGAAUAA